Endocarpon pusillum Z07020 is the source of this 996-nucleotide messenger RNA. RefSeq lists its product as uncharacterized. NCBI's taxonomy places the organism in Eukaryota, Fungi, Ascomycota, Eurotiomycetes, Verrucariales, Verrucariaceae. The record is from RefSeq and is a predicted model, not a curated record. The transcript has a single exon. The coding region runs from base 1 to 996 and encodes 331 amino acids.
AUGGAGUUUCUUGCUGAACUGGAAUACAUGGCUACAAAUGUUGUGGACGAGCUGAAUGCCGAAUCUGAACACGAUAUUCAAUCUAUUGCAAGAUGGCAAAGAUUGUUUGCUUACACCCAUGCAGAAGCUGCUGCGCAUAUUAUGGAUUACCGAGGCAAUCUUUCACGUACAAGAGUAUCUGAUGAGCAUUGGGACAUUGUGCGUGCCGAAAAGGUGGCUGAAGGCUAUGACCGGGAAGCCUAUGAAUAUUCUAUAGGCCUUAGAAAAUUCAAGAGGCUCUUUACUACAAUAACCGCAGACAGCCAGAAGCCGUCGACGUAUCUUGUCAAGUUAGAAGGAUCCUUGGCCAGUGCAGCAGAAAUCCAGCGGGCAACAGGAAUGACAUCGGCGCCCACCCUCAUCAGAGGCAUUGGCGACGCAGGAGACGAAGCAAAUUUUGUUCGUGUUGAUGGCACCGCAAAGAAAGCUAUUCUCGAUAGUCUGGCUGGCACCACGUUUCAGCCAACAUUUAUCCGGAUCUCUAAGGCUGAAAAGGCGCUGUCCGACUCAUCCAUGCAUCCAAUACUCGGUAUUGACUCGACCCUUCCACAGCACCGAUUAGACCAUAGCGGCCCACCAUUAACCUACUCGCCAGCCCAGGAUCAGUACCCAGUAUGGUAUUUUGUCUAUGGUUCUCUGGCUGAUCCUGACGUUCUAUCCCGGCUACUUUCGCUCUCUGAAACCCCAGAUUUGAGGCCAGCUAGCAUUUCAGGAGGCGUGCUCAGAACGUGGGCUGGAAAGUACAAAGCUCUUGUUGAUGCUCCAAACUCCGAAGACGCCAGUGUAUAUGGAUGCGCUUACCGAGUUGUAUCGCGUGAACAUGAAGAGGGGCUUCUAUACUACGAAACGGAAAGGUAUGAAGUGGUGAGAUGUCUCAUCGAAAUGCGUAAUGAGACGAAAGAGAUUUUCAUGGGUCUGACUUUCCGAUUCGCAAAUCACUCCCAGGACUUAUUGUGA